Ceratosolen solmsi marchali is the source of this 519-nucleotide messenger RNA. RefSeq lists its product as uncharacterized. NCBI's taxonomy places the organism in Eukaryota, Metazoa, Arthropoda, Insecta, Hymenoptera, Agaonidae. The transcript has 2 exons. Bases 16 to 447 code for a protein of 143 amino acids. The record is from RefSeq and is a predicted model, not a curated record.
UCACAGACGGGCAAAAUGAAAUAUUUCACAAUUAUACUUGGAAUGUUAGUUGUUUUCACCGCAACAAAUGUUCAUGCGAGAAGACAUUCAGGUUCUUCCCCAUUUCGCCCAUAUAGACCCCCAAAUAGACCGAUAGUACCAAGACCAAAACCCAUACCACCCCUACGAAUCCGCAGGGAUAAUGGAAAUGUGGGCGUGCAUUCAAUAAUAGUUAAUGGCCGGCCCGUAUCCACAAGUGCUGGAUUCGAAAAAAAAAUUUAUGAAAAUGAUCACGGCAAUGUGGCAUUGAGUGGCGGACUUGAGCAUGUACCACAUCAGAAAUUAGGAAAAAAUAUCGGCAUGUCUGGGAGAUUUGAUUUCGGCGGCGCAGGACGUCACUUAUCUGCGGAUGAGAGACUUUUAAACGAAAUCAUGGAACAACGGAGGCGAGACAAGCUGCUGCGAUAAUUAUCAAUAAUUAUAUUAAAUCUCUAAUUUUAAUAUUUGCAACAAAGUAUUUCCAUGUAAUAGCUAUUAUUA